Messenger RNA from Paramacrobiotus metropolitanus, 2330 nucleotides. RefSeq names its product beclin 1-associated autophagy-related key regulator-like. NCBI's taxonomy places the organism in Eukaryota, Metazoa, Tardigrada, Eutardigrada, Parachela, Macrobiotidae. The transcript is spliced from 5 exons. Bases 593 to 1981 code for a protein of 462 amino acids. The record is from RefSeq and is a predicted model, not a curated record. Gene Ontology annotation, cellular component: autophagosome; phosphatidylinositol 3-kinase complex, class III; mitochondria-associated endoplasmic reticulum membrane contact site. Gene Ontology annotation, biological process: cellular response to starvation; mitophagy; autophagosome assembly.
UGUCAGUUUGUACAUACCGAUACGAUACGAAUAAUAAUAUUGUAAUUACUGUAUUUAAAUUUUAUUUUAAAAUUCUUUUAUUUUUUAGUAAGUACAGAGUAAGAACUUGGUUUAGAAGAAGAUUCUGGAUUGGGAUUACAUAAGUACCUUCGCUACCGUGUCAUUGCUGGCUGGGAUGUGCGCUGUGGUGGUAACUUACUGUUUAGUCGAUGAAAUAACUCUCAAUUCGUUAGAUUGGUGACGGUCUCAUUGGUCUCUGAUACCCAUGAUACAACGUGUUAGAAACGAAAAACCUUGAGCAGAACGUGAUCGUUACCACGGCUUUGUCUUUGUAGCAGUCUUCUGCUCGCUUUCCUCUAAAUCGUUUUGCAACAUCGGGAACGCUAGAAGGUGUAAGCGGACAGACUGUAUCGCUACUGGCUCCAGCAGCGUACGCGUGUUGUGGGGCUAUAAAUAGCUGCAUCAUUCAUAUGAUCCGAGCUCGUGAACCUGAUUCGAGAGACUGACUAACAACACGACUGAACUGCUCGACCAACACUGCACAGUUGCAGUUCACGAUUGUUGAAGAUCUUGUCAGCAGACUGUAACGGCGAUGGCUGUGCAGGAAGUGGAGCUCGGCGGAGGGGGAGUCUGUACGGAAUCCUUGGUGGCCGAUGCUCUGGCCGACGAAUUCCUCAGCGCUGCGAGUCGCGAUCCCUCGCAGGACAGCGCAUAUCGCGUGCCCCAUUACAGCGCGCACCCCUCCACUCGCCAAUGGCUGUGUCCGGGCUGCGGCAUGCAGGCGGCGGCCUUCUUCUGUCCGCAGUGCGUCAUGCACGGCAACUUCACCUGCUCCACGCUUCCCGCGGGCAAACGCUUCUCCGACCGCCGUUUGGCCUUAAUACAGGUUUGUCAGCGGCGGCUGGAGAUGGCCAACGACUUUAUUGGUUUGUCGGAGGAGCUGCACCGUUUCGAAGAUACGCAGCGCUGCACGGACCAAGCCCGCUGGCGUGUGCAGUGUCUGCGGGAGCACCUGAACCGGCUGCGCAGCGCCAACGACCACAUCCGCGCUCAAGUGGUCAGCGAGGAGCGCUGUAUCCAACAGGAGAACAGCAAGUUCGAUCACCUGCAAAUAACCUGCACCGCCACUAAGAAACGACUCAUUCGCGACACCGAAACACUGCAGGAGCGCCGGCGAGAAGCCCACCUGCUGGAAGUUAAGAUUAUGAAGAUGCGCCAAACAGCCGUCCGGCAUUUGGUGAGAGAUAUUUUUCCGCUGAUUGAAAUGGACGCCAACUUGCAGCCCGUCCGCACGGCGUCCGACCAGCCGGUAGAAUACUGUCGCAUUCUGGAGCCCAUUCUGCCGCUGGAUGGCAAUUACUCUGCUUAUCACAAUUACGCCUCCCAGGUGCGCGAACUCCCCGACGUCAACGUGCGCAACCCGCUGUACGAGGUACCGGCGGGGCUGGGUAUGGUGGCACAGCUGCUGCACGUGCUGGUACAGAUUCUCAACUUCCAAAUGCCAGAUCUGGUAGAGUAUGGCCAGUUCCUGGGAGCCGAAAUGGACGAGAGUUCCUUCCAGAAGGCCGUUUACCAGCUCAACUGGAAUAUUCUCACACUCUGCUCCUCCCAGGGCAUCCUCGUCGAUGAGCUGUCGCUGAAGGAGACACUGGGCAAUCUCCUCAACCUCAUCAAAUCGCCGAAAUUGGGCCAGACGGGUCCGUAUGAUUUGAGCAAUGUGCUGGUGUUCACCGAGGAUGAGCUGAGUAGUACCAGUGACUCCCGACUCACGUUGGAGGAAGCCGAACAGAGGACGGAGCUGCUGGAUACGGAAGGCAGUGACGAGGCUGACUGGGAGACCAUCCCGGCGGCCUCGGCUUCCGUCUUACCGGCCGCUAGCCCCCAGGACCAACUGACUCGGUCUACAUUGGGUUCGGCAGUCAAUGCGGUAUCGGCGCUGUUCCGCUCCAGCGCAGAUUAUGACCAUCGUCGCUACAAAUGAUUAACUGCCAGCGUGUGAUGAUUGCUCUGUCUUGCCGGUGACGUGUUGCUUCAUCGCGCUUUCAGGAUGAUACUUCUGGCCGGCGCAGCUGCACUGUUGCGAUGUACAUUACGCUUUCUGCUUGUUGCGAAUUCGGUUAUGUGGAGUUAUAGAGAAUUGUUGGCACUUGGCAUCGUUUCUCUGUCAUGUGAAAAUAGGAAAUCCACUUCGUUUCGUUAUAAAAAAUUAAUUAUUGCAUCCUCUUUUGUUGCACUUCUACGCUGAUAGCGGGAUCUUGAGGCUUACGUUUGUUACAUCUGAAUGCGAUGAACUCAGAGUGAAUAUCAAAAACACCUACUACCUGGGACUA